Monomorium pharaonis (pharaoh ant) is the source of this 3714-nucleotide messenger RNA. RefSeq names its product gamma-tubulin complex component 5 (gene Grip128). The transcript is spliced from 14 exons. Gene Ontology annotation, cellular component: equatorial microtubule organizing center; centrosome; gamma-tubulin complex. Gene Ontology annotation, biological process: spindle assembly; cytoplasmic microtubule organization; microtubule nucleation. The record is from RefSeq and is a predicted model, not a curated record. The coding region runs from base 329 to 3349 and encodes 1006 amino acids. Gene Ontology annotation, molecular function: microtubule minus-end binding; gamma-tubulin binding. Lineage: Eukaryota; Metazoa; Arthropoda; Insecta; Hymenoptera; Formicidae.
GGUGCAACAGUGCAGCUAGAAAGAACAGACCACUUAUGUUUACAUGUGUAUGAAAUGUCGAUAGUACAUAUACAUUUGCGCGAAAUGCUGAUGUAAAAUAAAUAUAUGAUUUAAAUCGUUUAUCUUUGAUUUUGAAGAUGGUACACUCGUUUAAUACCAUUCUGUGUAAAAAAGAGUUCUGGAGAAUAAACGUCGUUUUGAAAGAAUAAACAUUUUUUAAGGUUAAAAAAUUAUCAAAACGCAACCAAGAUCCGAUUUAAAUAUUUACUCCGAAUAAAAAUCACAUUUCACACAUACAUUUAGUCGAUGAUUUCAGUGCAAAGUAAAAAUGAGUACUCGAGUGUUGAAUGACAUUCACAACGACUUAAAGCAGCUUAUAACAGUGCUUACAUCAUUUGAGGAGGAUGAAGAAGGAUUUCGAAUAUGCGAACGAUUCUGUCUAACAAAUAUCAAACACCAUCGCUAUCUUUCUAUUGACAGUCACGCGACUAAGGAAGCAAUAAACGCACUAAUUACCAAAUUCUCUAUCCAUGGAAAAUAUGAGGUCGCCAAAAAGUUUCAAGAAUUGAUCGACACCUUCCUGUCGAGUUUCGAUUUUGAGCAACACCCACAGUAUGAUCUGCAGUGGUAUCUGUUAACAUUCCUAUUAGAUCUAGCCACUGAGACCAACAAGUCUAACUUGGAUAGCUUGAAACUCACGCGUGGGGAGCACAGUUUUAACAUAGCCACUGGAAAUGAGGAUAGCAUUACAGAAGAAAUAGACUGGGCACAGUAUUUGAAGGAGGGUCAAGAAGAUUUCUUCUGCGACUAUAAGAGCGACGAUAGCGAGAGCGAAUGGUCUGACUUAACGGAGGUAGAAGGAACUGAUGAUAUUCCUUUGGCAGUGGAAAUAUAUAAUACUCAAUUAGAUGUUGCACAGCCUCCAGAAGUUCUUGACACGAGUGCAAUAGACAAAUUUUCCUUGGCAUUGGUGCAAGAUCUCGAAUCUAGAAAAUGGCUUUUGUCAAAUGUUCAAACUGAUUGGUGGAACAAUUUAAAGUGUCAAAAGUAUCCCGUGGUUAAACGAUCCUGUGACACCAGUAUCUGUGAUAUAUGGCAUGAAACAAGUUUGUCAUCUUCGUAUAAAGCCACUCUCAGUGAAUAUCAAGUGUGCAGAGAAUUGUUAUGGAUGUUUUAUGUUCAAACGUCAAUGGUAGUGUUCCAACAGAACAGUAAAUCAAAAUUCUCAAUAUGUUCUGAUAUAUCUAUACCAAGUUUGACAACAACUGCUUUUGAAAGUAUCUUAAAUUCAUUCUGCGAAUAUUAUUCGAUGUUAUAUGAUAUUGAAAGGUUUGGAGCUAACUUGCAAUCAACUUAUAAUCAAGAAUCGAAACUUCAGAGUCCUCCUUUAACCUACGAAGCAUAUAACGCUGCACUUAGGCAACACUUGUACGAAUUUAAGACUGAAAUGGUUAAUAUAGAAAAGGAUAUUAUAAAACAAGAAAAUUGCAAUACCUUUUUAUCUUUAUCAUCUAAUCUGAGAAGACAUUUGAAUACUAUAAAAAUACUCUAUGAUAUACAUAGAAAUAUUAUAACUGAUUGGAAAGUUAAUCCUAAUUGGAAAUGCGCAUCUCGACUGUUAUCAUCUUUAUAUUAUGAGAUGCAAAAUUCUCAUAGUCGAGAAAGAACAAAUAUUUGUAUAAAUUUAUAUUUACGUAGUCUUACAGUUUAUCUUAACAUAAUUGAUACUUGGCUGAGUGAAGGACGAUUAGAAGAUUGGCAAGAUGAAUUUAUAAUUGCAAGGAUCAGAGAGAAUGAAGAGGAUGGAGAAACUGAAAAAUUUACAAUUCGAUUGUCCGAUGAUAUCUGCUUGACAGAUCCAAUUAUGCAAUUCUUAUUGCAGAAAGUGCUACAUAUGGGUCACAGUAUUGAAUUACUUGUUUCUUUAGAUCGAAUUACCGAUAUAUGGAAAAUGGACAAUGAGGAUGAUGACAUAAGGAUUUCAUUGAACGUCGAGCUACAAACCAAAUUAUUAUCAGAAAUCUCUAAAUAUAGUCCGCCAAUGGAAGAGAUAGAUACUGCACUGCAAAUAGAUAGAAUAUUAUUACAAGAACAUGAUGCGGAUAUUGAAAAGAAUAUUAUACAACAAUUGUCAGCUUUGCACAAUCCAUUUUUCAUGAAAGCUAUGGAAGACUACAUGCCGUGUGAAUUAUACAAAAAUGAUACGGUGGAUGCUCCUGUGCCCAAUACUCACAGUUCUAAAACAAAGCAAAACCAGAUACAUCACUUAUAUAAAGAGUACAUAUGUAUAUAUGUUUAUAAAUUUAUUAGGAUAAUAUUUAGACAUAAAAAUAAUAUAUUUUCUUGUAGAUUACAAAAAAUAAAAUAUAUAUUGCCAAUGCAAAACAUUUUGGAAACUACGUUAUCUGAGAUUUUAGUUUUACGCUACAACAGUGCUAGCAAAUUAGUGAAAAAUAUUAUGAUAGAGGAAUACAAGCUGCAAACGCAUUUGAAAUUAUUGAGGUUCGUUUAUAUGAUGGAAGCGGGACACGUUAUGAAUAAAUUCUAUCAAAUCUUAUUUCACGAGAUUGAAAAUAAUCAAAUGUGGGCUAAUUCGUAUUUUUUGUCGUGUAUUCUCGAAGAGGUAUUCUCUCAAUAUUGGCCAGAUACAAGUUCACGCUGGUCGAUUACGGUUCAUGGCAAUAUUAAUACUCAUCAAGUAUUACAAGCUGUAAAUAGUAUAACACUGAAUUAUACAGUAGAAUGGCCUAUAAGUAUAGUGUUGACUAGGAAAGUUUUGGAAAAAUACAAUGAAAUAUUUAGAUUUCAACUGAAAUUAAAGUGGGCUUUAUGGACGUUAAAUAACUUGAGAUUUUGUGAUUUAGAGGGUUCUAGGUCAUCGUGUAUAAAAGAUAGAUUGGAACAGUUUCAUAUAAGACGUCUCGAGACUUUGAGAUUUUGGUUGCUGCAUGCAAUAGGAUCUAUACAUACGUAUUUGUCUGGUCAAGUAUUACAAAGUCUGGGUUUUAUAUUAGAAAAAGUUCUGACUCAGGCAGAUAGUCUCGAUACAAUUAUAUCAGUGCACAAUGAAUACUUGAAUAAAGUUCAUGAGCAUUGCUUAUUAACAGAGGAAUUUGAAGAUUUAAUGACUACUAUAAAUAAUAUGAUCGAAAUGUGUCUUCAUAUACGAGACCGAUGGUCACGCAAAAAAUUAUUGUUAGCCGCUGCAGAAUUAGACGUGAUGGAACACAGUUACAUAAAGUACCAUACAUAUCUUGCCUUAGCUUUGCACAACGCGGUACAACAUAAGGACGCGGAUUAUUUGACUGCCUUAAGUUCAGCCUUUAAUUGCAGUAUGCCGUGUGCUUAAUUUUAUAUUAAUAGAAUGUCAACUCUCGUACUGAUUUAAUAAUGUGCACCCCGAGUUUUCCAUUUGGGAUUAACGACAUCAAUUCCAUUUCAUUUAUAUCAAUCAUUGCUUUAUAUUACAAUAUACAUGUAGUAUUUAGCCGUUGUACUAUUAGAUCAGUAUAUAAUUACUUCAUCUAUAAUGUUAAUUGUAAUUUUUUAUACUAAUUAUUUUUUAAAAUUGUUCAAAGAUCUGUAUUAUUUAUAAAUUUAUGUAUUUAUUUUUUAAAACAAUUGUUUUUGUAUAUACAUAUAACAAGAGAAAAAUGUUACUUUAUUUUUUAGAAUAAAAAUUGUUUAAACUGAUUGUUUUCUAUCGCUGUGUAA